AUGAACCUUUUGAGGGGCACCAAGCUGGUGAGUACAUUGCCCAACAUAUUUCGCACACAAAAAAAAAAACACCAUUCGAGAAAAAACUUAACACACGAAAUAUUUGAAAAUGAAAAAUGCCUAGACAAAUUUGAGGACCUCCAGAAAAAUAAAAUCAUUUACAAGAAGGACCAUAAGGACUACUUGAAGCUAUAUGAACGGUACAGACCUGAGUAUGCCAAGCUCACUGUGGAGAGGAGCAACCCCUUCAACUUCCUCAUUUAUUGGAAGCUCACUGAAGAGUCAUCCGUUUGCAUCAGCAAUGGCGCAGGUAGGAAGGUAAAGAAUUUUACGCAGACGUUAUGGAAGCUGAAGGAAGAAUUGGCCAAACUGAGUGUUCCUUUGGAAGGGAGCCAGCCGAAUGAGCCACCCAUUAGAAGGGUGAAGGAGGAUGGCGAAGUGGAAGGCGCCUCGCCAAAGGUGCCCCUCAAAAAUAUAUCGAAUGGGGGAGAGCAACAAGAGGGGCACGUCCAAAGGAGCCCCGAAAAGACAUCCCCCAGCGGCAGCGCCUCCCCGCAGAGCAACCAAAAGGGCACGAAAAAAAAAAACAGCUACACCAAGUUGCACAAAAUUUGGGAGUGCUUCCUAUCCCACAAGGAGAGAAACAACGUGAAGGAGGAAAGAACAUGCCUCGAAAUUCUGAGGAGGAACUUUUUGAAGGCCCAAUUUUUUGGAGAAAAUAAAAAAAAAGACUUCCUCUUUUUCGAGCAUAUUUUAACUUCGCUCUUGUUGAGGCCGCACAUAUUUAUAUCCGUGUUGAACUCUCUGCACUGUGUGUUCUUCGACCGGAGGGUGGGCGUCUCUCCGGGGGUGGCACCGAUUAGUAGUGGUGGUUCUGCUCACAGUAGUGGUGGCUCUGCUCGAGGUGAUGGUGCCCCCCCUGAACAGGACAACGGCAGGCAAAGAGAACCCCACGGGGAUACCCCCUCCAGUGAGACCUCUGCCCAAAUGAGAAGGUACAUUCUAAAUUACCUGUUCAAUAUAUAUUACGAAAAGCACGUGGGGCUCCAAAACAUGCAGAGGACAUUCGACCUGCACCAGGCAUAUAAACUUCGCUACUGGAAAAAGGAAAAAACUGAUUACAAGUUUAUCGCUUCGAGCGAAGUGGAGCUUGAGAGCAACAAUAUCAUUUUGAUUAAAUGUGCCCAAACGAGCGACUCCUUCUUAGUAGGAGUGGUUAACAAAGUACAGAGGGCCAGAGAUUUCUCCGUCCUUUUUAUGAAUGUCAGACGGUACAUCUGCGGCAACAAAAGGGGGGGGGACGUGGCCAAGCUCUACGAGGAGAUGGAAAUGAGUGAGGAGUACGUGGAGAGUUACCUAAACAGGCGCAGCGGAGCUGCCCAGGAGUUCUCCGUCGCGGCUGCGCACAUGGAUAGCGCCCGCCGAGGGGACACCGCCAUUAGCAGCAUUUAUGGAGAGCAUAUCAACCAUAACCCCUCACGUGGAGACCCCCCCCAGCAGCCGCCUCACACGGACGACCCCAACGUCCACGAAGCCGUCACCCUCGCAGUUCACCUCAACACCAUUUCGAACCGAAUCAAAUACUCCAUGCUGAGUCUCUUCGGGGGGAGGAAAGACCCUCCCCACAGCGACCUCCUACAGCUGCUACUGAACGAGGAGAAGAAUCCCCCAUCUGUGGUGGAUCCCCCGGAGGUGACCAACAUGUGCAGCGGGACUCACCACGAUGGGAAGUUCAAUUUCCUGAUCCAAGAGGCAAUACAUAAAUUUUUGGAAAAUCGAAAAAAGGAGAUUCAUUUCUUCGAUGUGGUUAAUAAGGACCUUAUCAAGAGCGACAAAGUCGUUGGCAAGCUACACAAAAGGUUGCGAAACAGCCCGGAGGAAUUCGCGCGCAUGUGCAGUGUGUACAGGCGGUUCGACGUCUACCAGAAGGGCGUUUUGCAGGACAUUCUGAUUAACGAGGGGGGGGCGCCCGUGCACCUGGUUCGGGGCGCGCCCGGGAGCGGCAAGAGCGACCUCAUCUCCUUCAUCAUAUACUUCCUCACCCUGGAGCGCAAGAACAACAUCUUCGUGGGCACCAGCAAACACAUCUCGGUGCAAAACGUGCGACAAAAGUUAAUGCACCUCAACCUCUGCCUCAACAGAGACACCAUGCAGAGGCCAACCAACCAAAAGUCAGACAUCUUUAUAGACACCAUUUACCAAGCCUUCAAAAUUAAAGACAAAAAAAUAAAGCACCUAAUUAUCGACGAGGCGUCUAGCCUAUCUGAAUAUAGUAGCCUCAUCUGUUUGAAUCUGAACUGCGAUUUUGUGUAUGCCUUUGGUGAUGAUAAGCAGUUGACUUUCCAUAGCUUAAUAAACGAGAGGAAGAGACUCCAAAUAAAUUACCUCAGCAUCUUCGAAAAGUUAAGUCGUUACAGAAAGGCCAAGUGCCACACGCUGCUCAUUCAGUACAGGCUGAUCUUUCCCAUGUACUUAUUUACGUCUUUUUAUUUCUACGAGAGGAAAUUAAUUGCGUCAAAAAAGAUUAUGGAUAGCUUCUUCCGGCCGGGGGGGGGCCCGUCUGGGUUCAUAGGCCCAGAGGUGGACAAUCACCCCGAAAGGGAAGACGUAAAAGAGGACCACCCCAAAAGGGAAGACAUAGGGGAGGACCCCCCCAAGGUAAACACCGCAUGGGAUGAUGACCCCCCCGUGAACUUAACCUGGAAGAGCCUCUUCCAACAUUGCAGAGUUCCCAUUCUCUUCAUCGACACGUACCACGCAGAGUGCAACGCUCAAACGUUGGAAGUCAAAAUUAACUACUCCUAUGUGAACCAGUUUGAGGCUCAGGUAAUUAUGAAGCUGGUCCAAAUGCUGAACCUGGAAAAUCAGAAAAAUGUCACCAUUUUGACGCCCUACACGAGCCAGAAGUUGUAUAUCCAGUCGAUGCUGCGGAAUGGCUACCUGGGCAGUAGAACCCAUCCAAAUGAUCCCACACCUUACCGUGACGAAAAAGAAAACAAAGAAACGUGCACAAGUGUUAUGUACCAAAAGGUGGCUGCCAAAUCGGGAGGUACCUUUUUUCGAGGCGAGGGUUACGCCACCCCCAGGGGAGGUUCCAACUCAAGUGCGCAUCGAAGUCACGACCAUAUGUUCGAACUUUUUAAGAAGGGCAACAUAGGGGGGAGUACCACCCGGUUGAGUGGAACCUCCCGGGAGGAAAACAUCCUUCGCGUUGGUCUACCUGGUAACUCAUACGGUGAGGGUGCCUUCCAAGCUGAUCACCCAAGUGGAGCCCCCCUUUUUGGAAACAUCCUUUCGAAGAGGUUUCCCCCAAAUGGUGAGAUAACGGGUGCAAAGAACUUCCCUCCCCCUGAGAAGAUACUUUCUACCGUGUCGCAACUACCCCCAAACGGGAGAACCAUCAGUAGGAUUGAUAAAUGGAACAACCGAUCCCAUAGCAAUCGCCAACCAGAGAAAGUAAACCCACAAGUCGACCCAAAUGUGAACACUCUGCAGAGAAAUGUGCACACAAUAGACAGUUACCAGGGAUGCGAAAACGACUUCAUCAUUAUAAGUACAGUUCGAUCGAACGACAAAAAUGUGCUGGGCUUUCUAAAUGAUGAAAAGAGGUUGAACGUUCUCUUGACUCGAAUGAAGAAGGGAAUUAUCAUUGUCGGAAAUUCCAACACGCUGCGGAAUAAUUUUUUUUGGAAGGAGUUCAUUUCCUUUUUGGACUUUUUUAACUCCAGGAAGUCCGCCUUCACGUUGCCCUUCCUGCGCAGCGGCAAGUGA
This is a messenger RNA of Plasmodium vivax (malaria parasite P. vivax), 3771 nucleotides long. RefSeq lists its product as hypothetical. The record is from RefSeq and is a predicted model, not a curated record. The transcript is spliced from 2 exons. Bases 1 to 3771 code for a protein of 1256 amino acids. NCBI's taxonomy places the organism in Eukaryota, Apicomplexa, Aconoidasida, Haemosporida, Plasmodiidae.